Molecule: messenger RNA, 1374 nt
Organism: Myiozetetes cayanensis
Lineage: Eukaryota; Metazoa; Chordata; Aves; Passeriformes; Tyrannidae
Product: gastric inhibitory polypeptide receptor-like
Biological process (GO): cell surface receptor signaling pathway; adenylate cyclase-modulating G protein-coupled receptor signaling pathway
Cellular component (GO): plasma membrane
Molecular function (GO): G protein-coupled peptide receptor activity; peptide hormone binding; gastric inhibitory peptide receptor activity
Source: RefSeq, a predicted model, not a curated record
GGCCCCCUCGGGACCCCCCAGGAGCCGCCAUGGGCCGCCUUCCUGCUGAGCCGCGUCCUGCGUGGGACCGGAGUAUCCCCGUGUCCCCAGGACCGCUCAGCCCGGGCCACCCUCCACGCGUGGCACCAGUACCGCCUCACCUGCGAGCAGCACCUGCGCCUGGCCCCGCCCUCCCCAGGGCCCGUCUGCAACCGCAGCUUCGACCUGUACGCGUGCUGGGGGACGGGCCCCAACAGCACCGUGACCGUGCCCUGCCCCUGGUACCUGCCCUGGCACCACCGAGGUAACGGGGGGUGCAGGGGGGUGGUCGCGCGGCGCUGCGGCCCCGACGGGCGGUGGGAGACGGACGAGAGCGGCAGGACCUGGCAGGACAACUCCCAGUGCGAGGACACGGCCCCGGAGCAGCCCCUGCAGCUCCAGGUGUGGCUCCUGGAGCAGUUCCGGCUCCUCUACACGGUGGGUUAUUCCCUGUCCCUGGUGGCCCUGCUGGUGGCGCUGCUGCUGCUGCUGCUGCUCAGGCGCCUGCGCUGCACCCGCAACCUGAUCCACGCCAACCUGUUCGCGUCCUUCGCGCUCCGCGCGGGCGCCAUCCUGGCCAGGGACGCGCUGCUGCCGCGGGGACACGGGGACAGCCCCGGGGACAGCCCCGGGGACACCCCCGGGGACACCCCCGGGCACAGCCCCGGCCACCCCCUGCAGCUGCUCGGGAUGCAGGCGAGCCCCGCGUGCCGCGUGGCGCAGACCCUCGCCCAGUACUGCGUGGGCGCGAACUACGCGUGGGCCACGGCCGAGGGGCUGUUCCUGCUGCGGCUCCUGCUCAGCACGUCCGGGCGCCGCUGCCUGCCCGCCUUCCUCCUCCUCGGAUGGGGUGUCCCCGUGCUCUUCGUGGUCCCCUGGGUGGUCCUGAGGUACCUGUACGAGAAUGAGGGGUGCUGGGAGCGGAACGAGAAGCCGGAGGUUUGGUGGCUCAUCCGCUGUCCCAUCCUGGUGGCCGUGGCUGUGAAUUUCGUGGUGUUCGUUCGCAUCGUCCGGAUCCUCGUGGCCAAAGUCCGGGCACACCAGGUGGCCCGGGGGGACACCCGGCUCAGGCUGGCUCGCUCGACGCUGACGCUGAUCCCACUGCUGGGGGUGCACGAGGUGGUUUUUGCCCUGGCCGGGGAGGGCGAGGGGGGGGGCGGCCUGAGGCUGGCGAGGCUCUGCCUGCACCUGCUGCUCACCUCGGCCCAGGGUCUGGUGGUCAGUGUCCUGUACUGCUUCACCAACAAGGAGGUGCAGGCGGAGCUGCCGGGGUGGCAGCGCUGCCGAAUGGGCCCCCGGAAUCCCCCACCCCGCAGGGGUCCUCCGGCCCGGGCGGCCCCGUCGGUGUCACCGUGA